UUAUUGUUUCUCCAUCAAAACCAAAGUAUCUUUUAUUUACAAAAUUGAUUUCAUAUGAUUUCAAACAUAGAAAUAUAUUUUUAAUUUCAUGGUCUGAAUCAAGCAGGAUUUGAACGGAAAUCAAUAAGCCAGGAACAAACGUUUCAGUGUGAUCAGUCUUGUUAUAUUUCAGAAUGGCGGAUAGCUCGUUGACAGACUUCCAAAAGGAGAAAAUACUUCGGGUGUUUCAUUUAUUAUACGAUACCAAUCAAGAUGGGAUGAUAAAGAAAGAAGAUUUCGGGCUUGCUGUUGAGAAAGUAUGUAAGAUAUUAGAUUGGACGAAAGGUGGCAAGGAAUAUUCUGAGGCAGAGGAAACACUGAAUUUGAUAUGGGAAGGUCUAAAGAAAUAUGCUGAUGAAAACCAGGAUGAUAAGGUGUCGGAAGAUGAAUGGCUCAAAAUGUGGACAGAAAGUGUAAAGGACAUUAAAAGUGGUAAAGAGUUUCCAGAAUGGCAGAAAAAGUUUGUAGAUUUCAUGUUUAAAGUCAACGACAAAUCGGGUGACAAUGAAAUAGACGAGAAUGAAUUUAGCACAGUUUAUCAAGCAUAUGGUAUAAGCAAAGAUAAUUGUAGCACUGCCUUUAAGAAAAUAUCUGGUGGUAAAAAUAUUACUAAACCAGAAUUUGAGGCAUUGUGGAAGGAAUAUUUUGUUUCCAACGACCGAUCAUCCAAAGGAAAUUAUCUUUUCGGUGUGCCUGAUUUCAUUUGAAGGUGUACCUGACUUGAUGAUGAAUGUAUUGGUGAUAUUUCGCCGACUCUAUUUGAUGUUUCAGUGAAGAUGUUAAUUGUUUAGUCAUUUCCGGUAGUGUCGUGAUGCUGUGUUUGUUUUCGGAACUUUCAAUGGAAGGAUGAUCUACUUUACAGAGACAUAUAGUUAUUAACUCUUGGUCUCUAUAGAAGAGUGUUGCUUAUUUGCAGUUAUACCACAUCUUUGUUUUCUGCGAAAUAUGAUUAUUAGUAUUAGUAUAAACAUUUAACAAACGAUAAUUUUACAUAUUUAUUGUGUUUUUAAUCUUCACAGAAGUAAGGAACUUAUGUUAAGCUCACAUUAAUGUUCAUCCAUAUUUAGCAUAUCUGACUUAAGGAUCAAAAUGGUGAUCAUUGAAAUGAUCCAGAUCAGAUUUAGCUAUUGAUUUAUGUUUGCUUGGCUUACAUGGGAAUAAUAGCGAGGCAUAUGUAGAACAAAUUGAAGUGAGACCACAAUCAUGGAUAUGUCUGAACUUUCAUAUAUUCUCAAAGUUUUAUCUUUUCAAACUCGUUUACAAGUGGUCUUUACAUUAGCAAUAUCAUCAGAUACAAAUUAAAUUACACAUAUAAUGAUAAUGAUUAUGUUUUCGUCAUAGGCAAGCAAAUACAGAGAAUUGUUUAGAAAAAUUGUUAUUGAAACAUUUAUAAAAGAAGGGCGUGCAACCAAGGAAUACACUUUCUAUAAUUUUUAUUACAACUGCUAAGACAGAAGAUUGUGUGACGCUAAUUUAACCGAGUGCAUGUGUAAAAUGUCUUUAAUCACUAUAAAAGAACAUGCUAUCUAGAUGAAAAUAUUUUGCUCACAUCAUAUUUAUUAUACCGAGCUACGAAAUUUGUAUUGCAUAUGUAGCCAAUGACUCUGUAUUCAUUUCUCUAAUCCCCCAUGAUAUCUAAUUACAAAG
Messenger RNA from Mytilus trossulus (common blue mussel), 1686 nucleotides. RefSeq names its product calexcitin-1-like. Gene Ontology annotation, molecular function: calcium ion binding. The transcript has 6 exons. Bases 174 to 746 code for a protein of 190 amino acids. The record is from RefSeq and is a predicted model, not a curated record. NCBI's taxonomy places the organism in Eukaryota, Metazoa, Mollusca, Bivalvia, Mytilida, Mytilidae.